Messenger RNA from Monodelphis domestica (gray short-tailed opossum), 3494 nucleotides. It is a transcript of the gene CHRND, whose product is annotated as cholinergic receptor nicotinic delta subunit. The record is from RefSeq and is a predicted model, not a curated record. Gene Ontology annotation, molecular function: acetylcholine-gated monoatomic cation-selective channel activity; transmembrane signaling receptor activity. Gene Ontology annotation, cellular component: postsynaptic membrane. Gene Ontology annotation, biological process: monoatomic ion transmembrane transport. Lineage: Eukaryota; Metazoa; Chordata; Mammalia; Didelphimorphia; Didelphidae.
AUUGCAGCUGUCCCCUGCGGAUGAGUGACGGCCACAGCUGGCCUGGCCUGCUCUCCGGCCCCUCCCCGGCGUGCCCCAAGCCCCCCUUCCUCCUGGGGGCCCCCCUCCCCUUUCCUCUUCCGCCCGCUGCCCCAAGUGUCAGGUUGCUGUUCUGAUCCCUUCGUUUCCUCCGCCCCCCCAUGGCCACCUGUCGCCCCCCCCAGCCACAUUCCUCGCGCCCUGUCUCGGACAGGAGGGGUCAGAUCCAGGGCUGCAGGCUGAGGGGACAGAAUGGAGGGCUGGACGCUGGGGCUGCUCCUAGCUCUGGCCAUCUCCGGUGCCGGGGCCCUGAACGAGGAGGAGAGGCUCAUCCGCUACCUCUUCCAAGAGAAGGCCUAUAACAAGAAGCUUCGGCCCGUGGACCGUCAAGGGGACCGAGUGGACAUCUUCCUGGCCCUCACCCUCUCGAACCUCAUCUCCCUGAAAGAAGUGGACGAGACCCUCACCACCAGCGUGUGGAUAGAGCACGGAUGGACGGACAGCCGGCUCCAGUGGGACGAGGCCCAGUUCGGGAACAUCAGUGUCCUGCGCCUGCCCUCGGACAUGCUGUGGCUCCCGGAGAUCGUCCUGGAGAACAACAACGACGCCACCUUCCAGAUCUCCUAUUCCUGCAACACUCUCAUCUACUCCUCGGGCUGGGUCUACUGGCUGCCGCCCGCCAUUUUCCAGUCUUCUUGCCCCAUCAGCGUCACCUACUUCCCCUUUGACUGGCAGAACUGUUCUCUCAAGUUCAGCUCUCUGACCUACACAGCCAAAGAAAUUAACCUACAGCUGAAGCAGCAAGAGGACGAAGACAGCGGGCGCUCCUACCCGGUGGAAUGGAUCAUUAUAGACCCCGAAGGCUUCACAGAAAACGGAGAGUGGGAAAUCGUUCACCGGCCCGCCCGCAGAAACAUCGACGAGAGCGUCCCGCUGGCCAGCACCAGCUACCAGGACAUCACCUUCUACCUCAUCAUCCGCAGGAAGCCGCUCUUCUACAUCAUCAACAUCCUGGUGCCCUGCGUCCUCAUCUCCUUCAUGAUCAACCUGGCCUUCUACCUGCCUGCCGACAGUGGUGAGAAGACCUCGGUGACCAUCUCCAUCCUGUUGGCCCAGUCUGUCUUCCUGCUGCUCAUUUCCAAGCGUCUGCCCGCCACUUCCCAUGCCAUCCCCCUCAUUGGCAAGUUCCUGCUCUUUGGCAUGGUGCUGGUCACCAUCAUCGUGCUCAUCUGCGUGGUCACUCUGAACAUCCACCAUCGGACGCCCAGCACCCACAUCCUGUCUCAGGGGGUCAGGAAGAUGUUCCUGGAGACCCUCCCCCGGCUCUUGCACAUGUCCCAGCCAGAAGCGGAACCAGUGCUGGGAUCCCAGCUGCGCCGGAGCAGCUCUCUAGGCUACAUCUCCAAAGCUGAGGAGUACUUCACCGUCAAGUCACGCAGUGACCUGAUGUUUGAGAAGCAGUCGGAGCGCCACGGGCUCGCCAGCCGGGUCACUCCCGCGCGGCGGCCGCCACCGGGAUCCGAAGAGUCCCAACAGGAGCUGUUCAAUGAGAUAAAGCCAGCCGUGGAUGGUGCCAACUUCAUUGUCACCCACAUGAGAGAUCAGAACAAUUACAACGAGGAAAAGGACAGCUGGAGCCGAGUGGCCCGCACGGUGGAUCGCCUCUGCCUCUUCGUGGUGACCCCGCUCAUGACCCUGGGCACUGCCUGGAUCCUUCUGCAGGGCAUGUACAACCAGCCCCCCUUGCAGCCUUUCCCAGGGGACCCCUUUACUUAUGCCGAGAAGGACAGGCGCUUCGUCUAGGGCCGGCCCGUCGGGGGGCUCGAGGCAGUGCCGUGACUUCAGUCCCGCGUGUUGGGGGCCCUGAAAGGGAGUGGGGGAGAGACGGGGAAGGGCCCCGAUCCUGAAGGGGCCAGCUGGGAGGGUACGCGAUGGGGCCGAGGAGCCCCCGGCUUUGGAGAGGACAGGAAAAGGGGGGAGGGAGAGUGCAUCAGGUAAUCAAUAAAGCGAGUCCUCGUUGGCCCCCGAUGUGCCCAGUUCCAUUCGGGGUCAGGGCAGGGGAAAUGGGCUGCCAGAUCCCAGAAGCAGCCAUGGCGGUCUCUGAAGAGGCCGUGCGGGGAGCGCGCUCAGUUCUCGAGUAGACUUACGGGCCUUCUCUCGGGGGAGAUCAGUGAAGUCACGUCUCAAAUCCAAAGGUUACGAAUGGCUUUUGAGCCUCACGGUAAUCUGGUCUCUAUCGGGGCUCUUAUUAUACCCAUUUGGAACACGAGGAGACUGAGGCUUAGGCAAGGGAAUGCCUCGUCCAGCUUCUCCCAGGGAGGCUCUGAUGCUGCUGCCUGGGCCGGCCCCUGCCUCCCACUGUCUCCUUCCCCUCAUUCCUGUGCCUGAGUGUGUCUAGAGCCCUACUGCCUGAGAGGUGGAAAGGAGCCCCCAAACCAUCCUAGUAUCCGAGGCUACAGCUGAGAGGGCCUUCUCAGGCCACUUCUUCCAGCCCCUUCCUGUUACAAAUGAGGAAAUUUAGGCCCAGGAAAGGGAAGUGACUUAUUUACUCAGUCACACAAAGUUGGACUCAAGUCCACUGAGUCCAAAUCCAGCAUUCUUUACGCUUCAAAUUGCCUUUCCAAUCCAUGUCUCUUAUCAAAAUCACCAAGCAUGGCCAUCUUCUUCCUCUCUGAAGAAUUGCAAACAUGGAGGACUUACUACCCGUCCGUCCAGAUUUUCCUUAAAGACCUCCAGAGAUAGAGAACUCACUCCUUCUAAGAAAUCUUACUUCAGCUCUAAUUUGGGGGGAAUUUUUCCUUACCUAAAUCCCAAAUCUGCCCAUCCACGAAUUCUACCUCUCGAUCCUGGUUCUGCCCCGCAGAAGGGUCAGACCUCGCCACAACUCUGUCCUUCUGGCCCCAUAGAACUAGUGCUAUUUCCUCCUUCUUCAUUCCCAGAAUCCCCAGAGGAAAGAAGUGUGGCUUUUUAAAGGGCUUGUUGGGACUAACCAAAUGGGGUUGGAUCAGAGCCGGAAGAGACCUCGGGAUUCAAAGAGUGUGACCUCCUCCUUUUUAAAGCUGAAGUUCAAAGAGGGAAAAUCAUACGAGGUUACUCCAGAGUCAUCAUCAGAGAAAGGAUGGGAGCCCAAAUGAAAGAGGAAAAUGCUCCAGAGAUGUUCUAGCCUAACCUAGGCUAGAACCACAAUAGGGAACCAAUUUCCAUGGCCACUUAGAUUUCUUUUCACCCCGGUAUAGCUUUAUUUAUCUCAUUAAAUGUUUCUCCGUUGAAUAUAAAAACAUUUUAACAUUAAUUUUUUUAGAAUUGUGACUUCCAAAUUCCUUCCCUCCCCACUUCGAGAAGGCAGGGCAGUUUGCUAUAAAUUAUACAUACAAGACAUAUUUCCACACUAGCCGUGUUGCAAAAGAAAACAGAGAUAAAAAAAUAAAACACGCAAGAAAAAUAAAGUAAAAAAUCUGCAUUCCAUCUCCAUUAGU